GGGGGUACCGCGGGGGUGGAGGUUUGCGGAGUGACUGCAACAUGCGAGAUACAAACGCACGUGGACUGGGCGGUCUCCAACAAACAUCUUUCACGUGGCCUUCUUUAACCAGAGAACAGCGGAGUCAGAGUAUCGUCAUUUGGAGUGCUGCAUCUGGUCUGACAUCAUGGCUUUAGAGGUGGAAUCUGCCGACGUGAUUCGUCUGAUAAUGCAAUAUUUGAAAGAGAACAAUCUUUAUCGGACGCUGACCACCCUGCAAGAGGAAACCACCGUUUCGCUCAACACCGUGGAGAGCAUUGACAGCUUCGUGGCGGACAUCAACAAUGGCCAUUGGGAUACGGUUCUAUUAGCUAUCCAGUCACUCAAGCUCCCCGACAAAACCCUUAUUGACCUCUAUGAGCAGGUGGUCCUGGAGCUCAUAGAGCUGAGAGAGCUGGGGGCAGCCCGUUCUCUCCUCCGACAGACAGACCCCAUGAUCAUGCUGAAACAAACCCAGCCUGAGAGGUACACCCACCUGGAGAACCUGCUUGCUCGCUCCUACUUUGACCCCCAUGAGGCAUAUCCUGAGGGCAGCAGCAAGGAGAAAAGGCGGGCGAUAAUUUCCCAGGACCUUGCAGGGGAAGUCAGCGUGGUGCCACCCUCUCGUCUCAUAGCCCUGCUGGGGCAGGUGAGUUCUCUGAAGUGGCAGCAGCACCAGGGCCAUCUUCCUGCAGUGAUGACCAUCGACCUGUUCAGGGGAAAGGAAGCAGUGAGAGACGUGGAGGAGGAGCGCUUCCCCAGCCAGCUAUGCAGGCAUAUCAAGUUUGGACACAAGUCCCACGUGGAGUGUGCUCGCUUCUCGCCAGACGGACAGUACCUUGUUACCGGGUCAGUGGACGGAUUUAUAGAGGUCUGGAACUUCACCACGGGCAAAAUCCGAAAGGAUCUGAAGUACCAGGCCCAGGAUAACUUCAUGAUGAUGGACGAGCCUGUGCUGUGUCUGGGCUUCAGCAGGGACACAGAGAUGCUGGCCACCGGAGCACAAGGCGGCAAGAUCAUGGUGUGGAGGAUCCAGAGCGGUCAGUGUCUGCGGAGGUUCGAGCGUGCACACAGCAAAGGAGUGACCUGCGUGAGCUUCUGCAGGGAGAGCAGCCAGCUGCUCAGCGCAUCCUUUGACCAGACCGUCCGGAUCCACGGGCUGAAGUCCGGCAAGACCCUGAAGGAGUUCAGAGGCCACACCUCUUUUGUGAACGAGGCGCGGUUCACCCAGGACGACCAUUUCAUCAUGAGCGCCUCGUCGGACGGCACGGUGAAGAUGUGGAAUGUGAAGACCACGGAAUGCGCUCACACGUUCAAAUCGCUGGGCACGUCGUCGAGCUCCAAAAUCGCUGUCACCAGCGUGAUCCUCAUGCCCAACAACCCUGAGCACUUUGUGGUGUGUAGACGCUCCAACACGGUGGUCAUCAUGAACAUGCAGGGUCAGAUUGUGCGAAGCUUCAGCUCGGGGAGGAGGGAAGGGGGAGACUUUGUGUGCUGUGCUCUGUCACCCCGAGGGGAGUGGAUCUACUGUGUUGGGGAGGAUUCUGUCCUCUACUGCUUCAGCACAGUGACUGGGAAGCUGGAGAGGACUCUGACUGUCCACGAGAAAGCUGUGAUUGGCAUCGCCCACCACCCGCACCAGAACCUUCUUUCUACUUACAGCGAGGAUGGCCUUCUCAAGUUUUGGAGGCCCUGAAUGUUAUACCAAGAGAGCCAACUCUUUUCAUGUCUGGUCUACUACACAGACACUCCCAGCCCCAUGGGAAAGCUGGUCGACGUGUCUCGUGUUCCAUUCUGGUUGUCUGAAUGUAGCUUUCAAAUAAUCUCUGAUUGGUUCAUGUCGGAUGUCUUUGGUUAGACAUGCAUGCUUGUUAUAUACAUGUAUUGAAGGGCUUUGCCAGCAUGCUAGUUACCUACAACGUAACAUGUAGACGGUCCUCUCUCACUGUCCUCUAUGGUGGACAUGUUAAUUUAUAAAACUAAUGUCACUCAUUGUACUAUGGUAGAUAUUGGUUGGAUAUUUUUGCUAUUACUACUGUAUAUUUAUUCAAGAAUAUUGUCCUGUUUUUUUUUUUGUGUUCUGCAUGAAAAAAGUCUCAGUACACCUGAAUAUCAAGCUAUGGUUGUGUCUGUUCUUUUCUUCAAAUUGUAGAUUGAGGCAGUGUCUUGUGCGAAUAAUGCCCAUUCCAUUUUGUUGCAUUGAGAUGUUGUAUCAGACAUUACAUUGCCUGUACUAUGUAGUAAAGCAUUUUAAAUGGUUGCUUGUAAGACAUUAAGAUUGAAACUCUGUUCUACAGUGAAGUUCUCUCUUUCAGCCUCUAAACUAAGUUACCCACAUCCAAUUACCCCCACGGUAUGUAUGAGAACAUGAUCAGCAACAAAAAAAACUUGCAAAAGUAACGUUCUUGUAGUUUAUUAUAAAUACGACCAUAUAGAAACAUGGGAAAGGAUUGGUCCUAAUACAAUAGAUAUAGAUUAGUUAAGACUUAACAUCAUUAGCAUGGGUAUUCUUUUUGUUGAGGAUGACUUAUUCCAGUCUUGAAAGGCCUAAAAAAACAUCAAUACUAGCACUUCUGAUUACAACAACAGUCCCAGGGUAAUGUUAGGCUUUUUCAGGGGCUUGAUUUCAGACGUGCAAAAGACAACCGAUACAACUAUCCUACAUGAAAUUAUUGCUCGUCAGUCGUAGUUUAGAUUUUAAGGCUUCACAACUUGCAGACGAGCCAAUGAGGUAAAAAGUGACAUUUUAACAUCUUCAGAUCUUC
Osmerus eperlanus (European smelt) is the source of this 2783-nucleotide messenger RNA. RefSeq names its product SMU1 DNA replication regulator and spliceosomal factor b (gene smu1b). The transcript is spliced from 12 exons. Gene Ontology annotation, biological process: mRNA splicing, via spliceosome. Gene Ontology annotation, cellular component: precatalytic spliceosome. The coding region runs from base 167 to 1714 and encodes 515 amino acids. The record is from RefSeq and is a predicted model, not a curated record. NCBI's taxonomy places the organism in Eukaryota, Metazoa, Chordata, Actinopteri, Osmeriformes, Osmeridae. Gene Ontology annotation, molecular function: protein binding.